Messenger RNA from Dracunculus medinensis (Guinea worm), 1521 nucleotides. Lineage: Eukaryota; Metazoa; Nematoda; Chromadorea; Rhabditida; Dracunculidae. The record is from the annotation of a GenBank genome assembly.
AUGCAAAGUUUAUUAAGACUGGUAAAUAAACCUCGUGUGGAUGACUGGUCACCACUUGCAAAAUUUUAUUAUGCCGAUGAAGCCUUAAAUGCAGUAACUAGUGAGUUGGAUUCAUUUGAUGGUCGUCGAGAUCCAGAACGUUGUAAUCAGUUGGUCGCCAAAUUGCGACAAGCACAAGAUCGUCUCCUUCAUAUUAUUUCAGAAAUGUUGCUGAUCGUUUUCCCUCGCGAAUCGGAUCGAGUUAGUCGUGAUUACAGGAUAAAAUUUCCUGAUGAAAUUAUUCACGAUAGUUUACCGGGACAACUCUGGUUUGGCGCCGAGUGUUUAACGGCUGGAUCAAACAUAAUCGACCAUGAAGCCGAAUCCGAGGCAAUCAGGCCAAUGGCUAGAGAAUUGACGAGACAUUUAGAUCACUUACGAGAACUUCUCAAGAUUCAGUCGCUUAAGGGUACCACGCAUUAUCCGGAUAAAAUAAAAACAAGUCUUAAAAUAUUUGAUCAUCUUUUCGCCGAAUUUGAAUUGAAUUAUGUCAGUGCGAUGGUCCCCGUAAAAACGGUGCGCGAACAUGAGUUACAGUUGAAUCUUGCAGUUCUUUUCUCUGAAUCGCUGGAAUACGCAAUUAAAGUUGGAUACAUAACUCACGACUCAAUUGAUGAUUGUGAUCCUAAUCUAAUGGUUGCCUUGCCACGUUUAGCUAUUGUAUGUGGUUUACUCCAUUUCCCUGGUGGCAUUCUGGAUAUUGAUGGACCAACUGAAAAUAUACCAGAAAUGUUUCGAGCUUAUGUUGGCAUAAUGUAUAGGAUUCGUGGCCUUCUCCGUACUUUGGAUCCAGAUGAGUUGCGAUCAUUAGAACUAUCGUUGUGUAAAGGUGAUUCAUCAUUUUGUGAUGACUCGGAUCCCCAUUCAGAAACACUGACGAUUUCAGCUUUCCUCUGUAAAACACGAUCCAAAUCAUUUUCUGAGAUUGGCGAUUCCGCAGAUGCAGUCGGAAUUCGUUCUCAUUAUCGAUCAUCGGCCGAUCUUAUUCAUCGUCUUUUUGUUUGCAUCGCCGGUGUAGCGGAUCAAAUACAUAUUCAGUAUCCUUCCGAUACCAGGAGAGUUUUAAAAAUGGUGUUGCAACCGAAUGAAAUGGUUCCUGUUUAUGAGAUCCCGGGUCAAACAGCUCUGAUAGCAGAAAAUGAAGAAGAAACGGGUGUUGAAGUACAAGAAGCAUUUCCAUUGCCAACAUUUGUUGGUGUUAGGUGGGUUCCAGAUGCAGAUUGUGAACAGUGCACUGCAUGUGGUGCACCUUUCACACUUGUACGUCGUCGGCAUCAUUGCCGUAACUGUGGUCGUAUUUUCUGCGGAAAAUGUUCUACAAAUUCUUUGGCAUUGCCUGAACUCGGUUAUGAUAGAAAAGUUCGUGUAUGUAAUCUUUGUUUCCUUUACAAAAUUAACCCAUUUUCUCCCGGCGAGAAUCAAAAUCGAAAUUCAUAUCGUAACAAUGAGGAAGCUUCAUCUGAAGCAUUUGCAACAAGCUAA